This is a messenger RNA of Beta vulgaris subsp. vulgaris (sugar beet), 3614 nucleotides long. RefSeq names its product pentatricopeptide repeat-containing protein At1g43980, mitochondrial. The record is from RefSeq and is a predicted model, not a curated record. Lineage: Eukaryota; Viridiplantae; Streptophyta; Magnoliopsida; Caryophyllales; Amaranthaceae. Gene Ontology annotation, molecular function: RNA binding; protein binding. The coding region runs from base 332 to 2263 and encodes 643 amino acids. Gene Ontology annotation, biological process: RNA modification. The transcript has 5 exons.
CUAAAACUAAUUUGACCCAAACUGAAGUAGAUACUUAGCUGAGUUAGAUAUAAAAGACACUGGACAUAAAAUUGAAGAAACAAAGUACGGUAGCCACUGUACUCGUCGUUUGUCUGCUGCGGUUGUGAAAAUCGGAGUUGCGCAGAAGCUGAACUGAGGCAGUUAACAUGUUGCAGCUUUUUCUUGUUUGUUAAUGGCACCUCUAACAAUGGACAUUCUGGAUAAUGUGGCUACUUUAGUGCUGUGUUUUUGUUUACAUAUAGGGGCUUAUGUAGGAAGAAAUCGUGGCCCUAUGGUUGUUUUUAAUUGAAGAGAGGGAUUUAUAUCGUAUAUGUACCCUUUGGUAAAGCAAAUACGUAACAUUCGUAGAACGCUCACUUAUUAUUCUCACUUGCUAGACCAUUGCCUCUCUUUAAAGUCGGUCAAGCUUACCAAAGUGGUUCAUGGGCAGUUGAUAAAAGUUGGCUUCAAUGGCCAUACAUUUCUAGGUAAUCGUUGCCUCGAACUUUAUACUCGUUGUCAGUUCAUUGAUGAUAUUGUCAAAGCAUUUGGUGACAUAACAAGGAAGAAUAGCAUUACUUGGAACAUCUUUUUGAAGGGUUUGCUGAAUUGUGGUUACAGUGACAUGGCUCAUUCCUUGUUCCUGAGAAUGCCUGAACGAGAUGUUGUGAGUUGGAAUUCUAUGCUUUCAUGGUAUGCUUCAUGUGGACAUACUGAUUUUGUGUGGAAAAGAUUCCGGGAAAUGCUAUGUAUGGGAGUGAAGCCAAGUGGGUAUACUUACUCAAUUAUUGUAUCUUUGGUGUUUGAUGCCCUCUCGGGCAAGGAGCUUCAUGGUAGGAUGAUAAGAAGUGGUUUAAUCACGGAGAAUGUGGUGCUAGGGAAUUCUUUAAUUGAUAUGUAUAGUAAGAUUGGCCUAGCUGACUAUGCGAUUGGUGUGUUUUCAAGUAUGGAAUAUCUGGACUUGAUCUCUUGGAAUUCAUUAAUUAUGGGAUGUAGUAAAGCUGGAUAUGGAGAAUUAGCACUUAGUCAGUUUUCGUCUAUGAGAUACUUGGGGUAUCCACCUGAUCACUUCACAUGUUCUGCGGUGCUCACUUGCUGUACGAAUUUACGGAACUUGGAAAAGGGUAAGCAGAUUUUUGCUCUCUGUAUCAAGGUUGGGUUUCUUUCCAAUUCAGUUAUCUCAAGUGCCAUUAUUGAUCUGCUCUCGAAAUGCAACAGAUUGGAGCAUUCAGUUCAGCUCUUUAAAGAACUUGACAGAUGCGAUUCUGCAGUUUACAAUUCCAUGAUUUCAAGCUAUGCGUCUCAUGGCUUUAGUGAGAGUGCUAUCCAGCUUCUUGUGCUCAUGCUGAGGGAGGGUAUUAGGCCUACUGAAUUCACGCUAAGCAGUGUUCUGGCCUCCAUUUGUGGUAUACAGGCAGAUCAAGGAACUCAAAUCCAUUCUUUGGCGAUUAAAUCAGGUUUUGGGAUGGAUUUUAUAAUUUGUAGCUCACUUGUUCAUAUGUAUGCAACACUUGGAUUAAUUGAUUGUGCUCGGAGAAUUUUUGCAAGUAUAGCUCUGCCAGAUCUGGUAUGUUGGAAUAUCAUGAUUACGGGUUUGACUCUUAAUGGAAGAUUGGUGGAGGCAAUAGACACCUUCAAAGAGCUACAUAGAAGAGGUCCAUUGCCUGAUCAAAUAUCACUAACAGGAGUUCUACGAGCUUGUAGCUAUGGAGGUUUUGUUGAUGAAGGAAUUGCUAUAUUUUCAAUAAUGGAGGAAUAUUAUGGUGUUAAACCAUGCUAUGACAAUUAUGCUUGCCUUGUGGACCUAUUGUGUCAAGAUGGUAGGCUUGAUGAUGCAAUGGAAAUUACUGAAAUGAUGCCUUAUGAACCAAGUUCGAUGAUUUGGGAAUUGUUACUUCAUGCAUGUGGAGUUCAUGGGGAUGUGAGGCUUGUUGAGAAAGUGGCUCAGAGAUUGAUGGAGUUGGAGCCGCAGUUAUCUCUACCAUACAUUGUGUUGGGCCGUAUAUAUGAAAUGAGGGGCCAGUGGGAGGACAUAAUUCGGGUGAGGAAAGCCAUGAAGAGGAAUGUGGUGAAAAACUUUGGUGGGUGUAGUUGGAUUGUGAUAAAAAAUCAUGUAUACAGUUUUACAGCAGAACAGCUGCAGCAACAUGCAGGCAAGGAUAUCUACUCUGUUCUCAGAUUACUGACUUUGGAGAAGGGUGAAAUUACGCCCUUGGAAACAAAUUUGGCCGAAAUUGAUGCUAUGGAAUCAUGUCUUUGGUAAUAUAAGGUGUUUUCCAUGUGUUCAUGGCAGAAAGAUUGCUGCUACUAGUGUAAUGCUCAUGGAGCUAAAAAGGCAACUUCGAGCCUCAAAUCUUCAGGAACUAGUAUAUAUUGGAGGCUAGACAGGGACUACUAAGGCUACGGUCUCGAUUAAAUGCAGUUGCUUAUUUUUGCAGCUAUUGAUUCUGGGAGUUUUAACAACAGUGUUGCAGAGCAGCAGAUUGGAACUCAGAUGAGGUUGUUUGGAGUGUGUUAGUUGAUGAAGUACUGAAGGACAGACAACUGGAUCCAUAUGUGAAGCUACUUCAAAUAAUUCAGUCCAGUAAACACACUAUCAAUUUGUUCACUUCCAAGCUUUUGGCUGAAGAAAUUUCAAAAGUGGAUGGAUCUUUGAAAACUAAUCUGCUUGUUGACAAACAGAUACACACUACAGAUUGUUCCCCUGGUUAAGAUUUUGCGUGUUCAGUGAGCAUUGGCUCAUGAUUAAUUGAAUGCGUGUCAGUGUUUCUGCAAGUGAUAGUGAUGGUGAUGGCAAAAGUUCGCCAAAUUGUCUCCUUUGCAGCUCUGUGUCCGCACAAGGUGAGCAAGGCCAAGCAUAUACAAACUUCAAGAUCUGUUAACUCUAUGCUUCUCCUUGUGACAUUAAUUAUUUUUGCUCUGCCAAUGUGAAAUGUCUUCAGUUAACAUUUUGCUGAUUUAUCGUUGAGUCUAAUGCUAUUGCUAUUUGGUGGAAAUAGUAGGGCCUGGGAACUUCUCGUUUCCUUUGAGUGGUUGGUCACGGGUGGCUAACAAUAUUAUGCAAAAGCCCAUGAUUGAUCCAGUUGCAUCUUUCUCCACAUGUGUUGCUUCAUGGAGGGUUUGAUUCUCUAUUGGCAAUUUAGCUACCAAGAUUUUAUUCAUGAAAGCAUAUUCCACACCCUUUUUGAUGGAUUGGAGGCUGAAGUAUCAUGUAGUAUCUGGCCUUGAAGGCGUCCCUUGAGAGUGUGGAAUUCAGAGAAGCCGCCUAUAAACAGGCUAACAGAUGCUUUAGUGCAGGUGGCUAUAUUAUCAGAAUUGGGGCUCUGUAAAGGCUUAAGCAAUGUUGCUUGGAUGUGGCAAUGCAGUACAUUUUUCCAAGAUUUAAGGCAAGUGUACAGUCGCAUAUUUUGUGAUGUAACACUGAGUUAUCCCUUUUUGUUGUAUACCUAACCAGAUAAGUAUAGCUGACUACAUUUUAUUCAGGUGACCCAAUGUUCAUUCAAUAUUCAUUGCUCUAGUAGUCUAGUUUGGAUGUUCUUUUUUAACAGAAAGCAAUAAAAGUAUCAUCUCUUUUUUUCGAGGAAUAAUUAUAAUCUUUAGUAUUGCUGACAGAA